Owenia fusiformis is the source of this 858-nucleotide messenger RNA. The record is from the annotation of a GenBank genome assembly. NCBI's taxonomy places the organism in Eukaryota, Metazoa, Annelida, Polychaeta, Sabellida, Oweniidae.
AUUUUAUUCAAUUCAUUCUAAUAAUAUUAUAAGGUAGAGCAUUAUAUGCUGUUCUAGGCCAUUAUGUUGCACUAGGAUUAAUUUGCGAUAUGUACUGAUAGAGUAGGAUGGGUGUUUGUCUACAAACUUGGAGAGCCAGCAUUGGCUGUUUCAAUAAUAUAUCUGGGGUAAUACUUCAAUCUGAUCAUAAUUUCUCAAAAACACCAAAGUUAAAAUACACCAUAUGUAGUAAGGGUACUCUUGGAAAUGUAUCGGUUGGCUUGUUACUCUGCUAUUUGAUAAUGAUGACGUAUAAAAUAUACAUACCCCUGAGUAUUACAUGUGUUUGUAAAAUCCUGAUUGCCAUCCUCUAUAUACAAUUUGCUGCCCUUCUCUUUGUCAUUUUACCUCUUCUUAUUACACAGAGCAUGAUUGGGUACUAUCAUGCAUUCAACCCAAGGUUCGUAGUACAUCUUACAUUAACAGUUGGAUUGUGUACACUUGUGCCUUCAUUUGGUAUAGUUGCGUAUCUUCCAAACAUUGAACAUCUGUUAUUAGCUAUGGGUGAUAUUGAAGUAAAUCCUGGUCCUGAUCAUGUCAAACUACUCUUCUCGAAUAUAAAUAGUCUUAAAGCACACCAAGGGGCUAGGUUUACUGCAUUUACUCAUCGGAUGAGACAAGAGAGUUGCCACAUUGCAGCUCUUUGUGAAGUCGGUAAUUUAACAAAUGCGGAAUUGGAAUCGUUUAAUAUAGAAGGAUUUCAAGAUCCCAUAUAUACAAACUCAAACCGCGGAAUCCUUGUGUAUGUAUCCAAUGAUAUCCACUGUCAGCUUAAAGAAGACCUAAUGGUAAACUCUGAUUCUAUAUGGAUUGAUCUGG